ACUCCUCCCGAGUCAGACCGUGGUGCUUAUUACACUCACCCCUAUCACUUCCUCCCUUUUCUGAAAUGGGAACUGGUGCGCUUUCACUUUAGCAGUGAAUUCAGAAGAUGCGGGAUUCCAGCUGAAUAUGUCAACGUUUCCGGCUUCUUAGUCUGACAAAGGAUUUUGUACACACACAUUCAUAUUUUUAAUUUUUUUUUAUUCAUAAAAUAAUAGCAAUGGAAUGUCUGGCGUCGCUUCGGACGCGCGUUCACCCGGUUGUCGUGUCUGCUCAGAUAGCCAGCGCUCUCUACGACACCGGCUUGCAGAUGGUGGUGAAGGAGCGCUGUUCCGACAACUCCACGGCCACUGAGGAGGACCGACAGAAAGCCAUCUCAAAUUUUUACAUGACAUACACCAUGUUAUCAAGCCUGCUUCCAUUCGUACCUGCGUAUUUUUUGACGAGAUACGGAGACAGGGGAUUUAGGAAGGUACCCAUCGGCAUUCCCCUGUUGGGGUAUCUGAUCUCCAGGACCCUUUUGUUGCUGGUGAUACUCCUAGAGUUACCCAUCGAGGUGAUGUUCGGCGGGGCUGUGGUGUACGGCUUGUGUGGAGGCUACUCCUCUUACUGGGCAGGUGUUAUGGCUCUGGAAUCGGCCAGCUCCCAAAAGGAGCGCAGAUCUCUCUGCAUAAUGGGGAUUGAACUCGCGUACGGAAUCGCAGGUUUUGUCGGAAGUUUAUCAUCCGGUCACAUUUUUCAGAUACAUGCGAUAGGCAAUAAAAAUGGGGUAGUGUUGGUGGCGUUCUGCAUUUUUCUGUAUUUCUUGUGCAUUAUCUAUACAUUUUUCAUCCUGGUCAUCCCCGGAACAAGUGCAGGGAACGUUGAACAUCGGCAAGAAGGAAACGUCGGGAUUUUGUGGAACAUAGUGGAAUACCCACGCUCCUGUAACAUCGUCAUUGUACUGCUGUUUAUCAGUGCCAUCCUAUACGACAUCGCUGUGGCAGGUGGCAUGGAGAUGUUGAUGUCUUUCAUAAUGAAAGAGCCUUUAAACUGGGGUGCUGAUCAGGUGGGCUACAGCAACGCCGCGGGCUUCGUGAUCUUCUUCACGAGUUUCUUUGGAGUCUGGCUUUUCUCCAAGUUCGUCGCGGACGCCGCGAUGAUAAUGAUCGGAAUGGUGUCCUUCGCUGCUGGAAUUUACUUCAUGUCAUUUGUGACAGCGACCUAUUUGUUCUAUUUGGCUCGAUCUCUGACCCUGUUUGCACUGAUCCCGAUGCCCACGAUUCGCUCGCUGUUAUCUAAGCAGGUGCAGCCUUCCUCCUAUGGGAAAAUUCUUAUUUCUCUGCAGCUCUCCUUCACUCUUGCCAGUUUGAUCUAUUCGCCCAUCUACACCAAGGUUUACCAAAGCACUCUGAGCUGGUUUCCUGGCUUUGUAUUUCUGUUGUCCAGCAUCAUCACAGUCCUGGCAAUCAUUCCCAUAAGUAUGGUAGGCUGGAGGAUGGCACGGCAGGAAGGCUACGUGAGCAUCGAAGGUGACUGAUGAGUCUCAUAUUUUGGAUUCCAAGCUUGCAUUUCAGCCGCUCCGCCCAUGUGAGCUCACAAGACCUGGACAGACCAGGUAACCUUAGAGUGCCUCGCUUCGAUACUUCCUGGAGGAAUUCGUCUCAAGGGCAAGCCCAGAUCAAAACCAAAGAAGGACUCUGAGAGAGAUUCACAAUCAUCAGUAUCUGUAAGAAGGCAUAUCCGAUAAGAAGUAAAACUGCCUUUUCUUAAUUUAUCAUUUCUUUUGGUAAUUGUCAUAUUUACUAAAAUACCCAUGAUUUGUACAAGUAAACCUAUUGUGGGUGUUUGUUUUCUGAAAUUUAUACAUGUUCAUAGGUUUACAGUAUAAGAUUCAUUGCAUUUAUUACUCUUCAGAAUAUAUCUCAUUCUCUUGUCAUGUCUUCUACACUAUUUACUAUAUAUCGGCAUGGUCUCUCCACAUGGGCCUCCCCAGCUCCAGGUGACUGACCUUAUCUGACCUUCAGCAUUGUCCAUUGUGGUGUCCUUUGGAACUUGAAUCUUGCUUAGCAACCAGCUUAGCUAUGUGCCUUGCAGUCGGCACCCCCUUCAGCACAGAGUACUUGGUACUCGGAGGCAUGCCAGCUGGAGGGGAAAUAUCUGAUGGGCGGAAUACUCUCCCACCUGAUAGUACGUAGUUCGGGGUGCGCGACUUUAUCAGAGUUAGUAACGUUUGACGUUUCCUUUGUCCUUGUUCUGUUUUUGUGACAGCCAUGCCUUGUAAGUGUAUUUCUUUUUCAGAGUGCAUUUAAUUGUUUGCCGGAAAACUAAGGUAUUUGGAGUUUUAAUGUUCUGUUUAUUUAUUUGUUGACAUGCUGAAUCAUACUGAUGAAGAAAUAUUACAUUAGUUAUAUAUUAUGACUACACAGAUGUUAGGUAUGAAGGUAUGAGGGUUUACAUAAGAAGUAUGAUUUGUAAAUCAGUUUAUUUACAGUACCUGUCAAAUGUCUGGACACACCUACUGAAAAUCAUUUGUUUUUCAACAAGAUGGCUGCAUGUGGAAGCUGGUUGAAAGAAUGACAAGAGUCAGCAAUGCUGUCAUCAAAGCCAAAGGGGCUAUUUUAAAGAGUCUAAAACUUGAGAAUAUUUUAAGAUGUCGAACACUUCUCUUGGUUCUUUUAAUACUUGAUUCAUAUUACUUGCUUUGAGACUUUUUACUGUGGGGAGAAUAUAGCUACGGAGACAAAUGCAUUAAACACAGGUGUGUGCGGACAUUUGACUGAUCCUGUUUAUCAGGAGUAGGAUGGCGUGUUGCCUCAGUCAGUAGUACUGCAGCCUUUCGCGCGCAGGCUUGGGGGUUACAGUCUGCCUUUUGCUAUGUGUAUGGACAUGUUCUCAUCUAGGUUUCCUCUCACAGCUCAUAAGAUAAUUUUUUUCCGUGGCAUUUUAAGAAUAAAAUGUGUGGUUCACUUGUUAAAUACGUCACAAGUCAGGUUUGUGUUCUUUCUAUAUUGCGAGUUAUUUUAUAAUGGCAACUGAAAACCCAUAUAAACAAAUAGAAAAUACACUAUAGAUUUUAAAGAUAUUUAUCAUUUUUUCAAAUGGCAAUAAAUGUGCGCUGACUGUGCAUCGUAACCUUUGCAUGUUCUGGGCCUGAACACAGCUACCGCAGUAGCAGAUAGACCUGAUUUUUGAGGCUGAUGACACUGACAAGGCAGAGCGACACCUGACUCUGUUUCCUCUUCUCUCGCUGCCUGCCACACAAACAGGAAACCUACUGUACGGUUAUUUAUCACACUUUGGCCUUCUGUACCAGAAACGUGUUGCGUAACCAACUAGCCAACCUGCAACAUUGUAGCUGUUAACAGCUAUCAGACAAUGCAUGGUGAGCAGUAGCAGAAUGUUGUCAUAAUGGUGAAUUUAUUUUGCAAUGUAAAUAAAUAUAAUAAACAGGUUACAGGGGAGCUGAAUUUCACUUAGCGACCAAAAUGUAAAUAAAUCAACAAUUCAUCACAAACGUAAAAUGGACCUACAACCCCUCCAGCAGCCUAGUUUGGCUUUUUUAUUUUUAUUUGAAUAGCAUGAAAAAGUGUCAGAUUAUGAUUAUUUUAUUUUUUGGUACAUUCAGUCGUUCACCUUGGUUGUGGAAUUUAGAUUAUAUUUUCUGUAAUUUACUUACUAAUAACCUGAACGUCCCUGUAUCUUCCAAUCAACCAAUAAUAUAAUUAAAUAAUAAUCAGUAAUUAUUAUUUGAAUAAAAAUAGUUUGCUGUA
Molecule: messenger RNA, 3750 nt
Organism: Paramormyrops kingsleyae
Lineage: Eukaryota; Metazoa; Chordata; Actinopteri; Osteoglossiformes; Mormyridae
Gene: slc46a2
Product: solute carrier family 46 member 2
Biological process (GO): transmembrane transport
Cellular component (GO): membrane
Molecular function (GO): transmembrane transporter activity
Source: RefSeq, a predicted model, not a curated record